AAUGCAGGUGGGUGGAUAGCAGAAAUUCAAAACCAAAGACGAGAAAGUAGAAUUCUCCAAAAACAAAAAGAAAACUUUCUUCUUUCUUUCAAAAAAAGUUUUGAUGGGAAGCAACAAGAGCUAUUACUCCAGAUCCAACUUCCGAUUUCUGUUGACCGAUCAACAACUGCAAGCAGCGUUGAGUCGUGACUCGCCGGUUUUCGAGUUAGACGAGUCAGAUAUUUAUAACAACUACUCGGUCUCCUCUCGUCCCGACUCACCCGAGUUUCUCACGAGUAGAUUAACCAAAAAGCCGUCGAUGAAGCGCGGCGGCGGAGGGGAUUUUCGAGUUGGAGGAACGCCAGCGUCGCUGCCGGUCAACAUACCGGACUGGUCGAAGAUUUUGAAGGAAGAAUACAGGGAUAGAUGGAGGAGAUCGGAGAGAAACAAUGGCGACGUGGAAGGAGGUGAUAGGAUUCCACCUCACGAGUUUUUGGCGAAGCAAAUGGCGAGGACAAGGAUCGUAUCGUUCUCGAUUCACGAAGGCAGAGGAAGGACCUUGAAAGGAAGAGAUCUGAGGAGUGUCCGAAAUGCAAUUUUCGAAAAAACUGGGUUCCAAGAUUAAUACUUCGAAAUUUCAUUAGAUUUUUCAUUUUUCUAUUUGCAACUGUGAUGUGAUCAAGAGGUUCAUUUUCUUUUCGUGUAGUUCUAACUUCGAGAUGUUUAAGAAAUUUAGCUGAAAUUUAUUCGAAAUUCGUAUUAUUUUUUCAGGGCC
Messenger RNA from Hibiscus syriacus, 754 nucleotides. RefSeq lists its product as uncharacterized. Bases 104 to 604 code for a protein of 166 amino acids. Lineage: Eukaryota; Viridiplantae; Streptophyta; Magnoliopsida; Malvales; Malvaceae. The transcript has a single exon. The record is from RefSeq and is a predicted model, not a curated record.